Corythoichthys intestinalis (scribbled pipefish) is the source of this 3023-nucleotide messenger RNA. RefSeq names its product A kinase (PRKA) anchor protein 10 (gene akap10). Gene Ontology annotation, molecular function: protein kinase A binding. Gene Ontology annotation, biological process: intracellular protein localization. The coding region runs from base 199 to 2040 and encodes 613 amino acids. Lineage: Eukaryota; Metazoa; Chordata; Actinopteri; Syngnathiformes; Syngnathidae. The record is from RefSeq and is a predicted model, not a curated record. The transcript is spliced from 15 exons. Gene Ontology annotation, cellular component: mitochondrion; plasma membrane.
GGAAGUUGGUCGUUUAUUGACAACAUGGCUGAUCUGACUGUGGAUUUGGAGAAAAUUGGAAUCUGACAGCGUUCACUGGGUGUACACUCACAAACCAGUUAAAUGUGUGGAGUGUGGAGUACGGAUAAAUGUGAAUGAAGGGACCUGUCAACCCGCGGGAGGGUGUCAGUGAGCUGAGGAAACCUGAGUAGACCCGUCAUGUCGUUUUUCAAGCGAAAAGCCAAAAGUAAAGAACCUCAGAGAGCGAUUGACACAAAAGUCAACAGAGAUGGAGUCAGCCCUCACUCUCCAUCAUUGCCACUGAAGAACAACCAUGCCAUACAAGAAGCUGCGGGGCCCAGUCAUGUGGCCAUCAAUGCCAUCUCUGCCAACAUGGACUCCUUCGCCCAUGGUCGCACGGCCAUCCUCAAGAAACAGCCCAGUCACAUGGAAGCUGCGCACUUCGGAGACCUCGGUCAUUCCAGCGUGAACUAUCAGCCACAAGAGACCCGCUCCCGGCUCUCCAAAACAGUGGACCAAGUGCUUCGGGACAAUGUGGCGAUCCCACAUUACAUGCGUUUUAUGGAGCGUCAGAGUGCCGACCACCUGAUUCGCUUCUGGCUGGAGGCCGAAAAUUUCCGAUCCACUAGCUGGUCACGGAUCCGAGCGCACAGCCUCAACUCUGUCAAACACAGCUCCUUGGCUGAACCUGUCACAGGCUCCAUUGAUGGCUCCGAGGUCCGGGAGCUCCCCCUACACAAUUCGCUCGCCCUGGAUUGGAACAGUACAGGAGUUGUAGCACAGCAUGUGCAAUUGGACACCUUGAACACAGAAGCGGGCCUGAGACCCGGCACGCCUCUGGCCGAAACACCUAGCCGGCAGACCUCGUCCAGGACGGGGACACCUUCUAAAGCGCAGCCAAACAACACCAUGAGAGAACUCUCUGAAAACCUCAUGAAAAGUCUCGAAAAAGAUGCAGUUACCAUCUUUACCAAAUACGUCUCUCCGGAUGCCAUGAGGCCCAUUCCCAUCACGGAACAGAUCCGAAAUGAUAUAGUUGCUAAGAUUUGUGGAGAAGAUGGCAUGGUGGACCCAAAUUGCUUUGUCAUCGCACAGUCAGUCAUCUUCACCAUCUUAGAGCAACAGUACUUCAUCGAAUUCCUGCGGAGUCAUCAUUUCUGUAAAUACCAGAUUGAAGUUUUGACGAGUGGCUCGGUGUUCCUGGCUGACAUCUUGUUCUGUGAGUCGGCUCUGUUUUACUUCUCGGAGUACAUGGAAAAGGAAGAGGCCAUGAAUGUACUGCAGUUCUGGCUAGCGGCUGACAACUUUCAAAACCAGCUGGCAGCCAAGAAGGGCCAGUAUGAUGGCCAGGAAGCCCAAAAUGACGCCAUGAUCCUUUACGACAAGUAUUUCUCACUCCAAGCUACAAACCCUUUGGGAUUUGGUGAUUCGGUACGCAUGGAGAUUGAGUCGAACAUCUGCCGUGAAGGGGGGCCUCUACCAGAGUGUUUCACCACUCCACUUAGACAAGCGUGGACCACCAUGGAGAAGGUCUAUAUGCCAGGCUUCCUGUCUAGUAACCUUUACUACAAAUAUCUGAGUGACCUCCUCAAUUCGGUACGAGCGGACGAGUUUGUGAAUGUCAACACUCCGGGUCAAGGCACGUCAGCAGAGAACGAGCGUUCAAGUUCAAGUGCCAGUGAAGCUUCUCUCUCACAGUCUGCUACCAAAAAGGCAGCGAUCAAGAUCUUGAAAAACUUCGACGAGGCCAUAACGGUGGACGUCGCCAGUCUGGACCCCGAAUCUUUGUACCAGAGGCCAUAUGCUGGACGGAUGACUUUUGGGAGGGUGAAUGAGUUGGGCCAGUUUAUCAGGGAGGCAGAACCAGAACCAGAUGUUAAGAAAUCUAAAGGCUCCAUGUUUUCUCAGGCCAUGAAGAAAUGGGUCCAAGGCAACUCGAAUGAGGCUCAGGAGGAAAUGGCCUGGCAGAUUGCUAAAAUGAUUGUCAACGAUGUUGUGCAGUCAAACCACGACAGUCCUGGAAAGUCUACGAAGUUAUGACCCUGAGAUGACUCUCCCCUGUUGACUCUAUAAAUGGGUCACCCUGCAACAAACUAAAAGUACUGUACCUCAUUGUUCCAACUCCACAUGACUAUGAAGGCGUAUCUUGUUCAGCUGAAGUGAAGCCAAGCCCUUUCAUCACAUGACAGGAAGUCUCCUAAAUGUCGUGUGGUUCUUAAAGCAACCUUGCACAAAGACAAAGUAUGUCGGUCAAGACUACAAAGCGAAAUGUUGCUGACUCUAAUUGUGUUGUCUCAUCUCGGACCUCUGGGGGAUGUCACAUAGACUGAAUUGCGCUCGUUUGCUCGCGGCACUUCUCCCCAUGCCUUGUUUCUUCUUUUUUUAAAGGACCAUUCCUCUUUUUAGAAGAUGUUCUCGCUCCCAAAAUAGCCAAAUCAACUAUUUGGUGCAUUAGCCCCUUUUAACAUAUGCACACGCUCCUUUUAGCCUACCUGUUCUAUGAUAUAUUGUGUGAAAUGUCCUGGCUAUGAUGGGCAUUUAUUUGUAGAGCAUCUGCAAAUGACAAUGAGAUAAAGGAAGAGCUGAUACCUCUUGUGUUAGACCUCUUGGCACCUUUACAGAGCGUGGAAUAAAAGAACUCCUUACUGAAUUAAAAUGCUCCAGUUGAGAUGGAAAAAUGUGUUUUAAAGGUGUAUACAGUAUAUCUAUACAUACAGUAUGUAUAAUGUAGACUUGUUCAGCCCAUAUAUGAUUGUUAGUACUUUUUUUAAAUGGUGGACGCUGUUUUUCGUGUGUUUUUUGUUUUGUUUUGUUAGUUUUUGGUAUGCAUCUCAGAAACAACUGGAAAUAUGCUCAUUGAAUUAACCAGUUUUUCCAUUUUCUUUUGAGCCUUUCCGAGGUGUGUAAAAGAACCAAGAAGGAGUUUUGGUACCAUGUACCACUAUUUUUUCGGAUAUGUAUGUGCACCUAAUCUAAAUCUAUUUAAAUUGUGUUUGAUUUAAAUACAUACACUAUUAAAAAAU